Entamoeba invadens IP1 is the source of this 630-nucleotide messenger RNA. RefSeq lists its product as hypothetical. NCBI's taxonomy places the organism in Eukaryota, Evosea, Mastigamoebida, Endamoebidae. The transcript has a single exon. The coding region runs from base 1 to 630 and encodes 209 amino acids. The record is from RefSeq and is a predicted model, not a curated record.
AUGGCUUUAUCACCCGAACAAAAUGAAAACAAUUUCUACCAAAUUAUGAUGUUCAACUUCUCGCAAUACUUUGGAGAGAAGAACUUUGACGAGUAUUGGGACGUGUUUACCGGAAAGAAACCAUUUAGUUCGCUUCCAUCGGAGAUGUGUCCGUGGAACAAGAAAGGAGCAAACAUGGCGGAUUACUUCAAUUACGGCUUUGAUGAACAAACGUGGACCGCUUAUGCCAAAAGACUCAACGAACUUCACACGAACAAAACAACAGAAAAGGAAAUCUCUGUGUUGGACAUUUCGAAACAACAACCCCUCGCAAAGGCACAAGUCGAGUUCAAAGAAAUUGAACCUGAAAGGGCAGAGAGGGACUACACUAAAAUAGAGAAAGAAAAGGAUCGUCGAGACGAUCGUAAAGACUCAAGAAACAGAGAAAGAACUACAAGACAUUCCCGUUCAAGAGAAAGAGAUCGCGACAGAGACAGAGAUAGAAGUUCAAGACGGUCGCGUUCAAGGGAACGAGACCGCGACCGAUCUCGUCGCGACAGAGAUCGCGAUCAUUCACGAGACAGAAGACGACGUUCGAGAUCUCCACCAGGGCGGUCUUCAAGAAGCAAUCGUGAUCGAAGUAGACGAUAA